GUUGUGUUAUCUCAUUCUAUAUAUAUUUCCAGUUCCAGUACUUCUCUCAAUCUCUCCAGACUCCAGUGUCGUGUUAUUGUUGGCAGGAGAAUUAGAAUAAACGCCGAACGAAAAAAUUAUAACUGAACUGCUUUUGGACUCGUUUUCUAGCAUUGAAAAUCAAACAAACAUACACAUUGAGACUCUGAAUUCGAUAAAGAUGAAGAUAAGGCUCUUAAUAAUUCUCAGUAUUUGUUGCUGGAUGACUGCAGAAUGUAUGAUGCUCAAUGCUGUCAACAAAAGUGAAGAAUCACGGCAAGAAUACAGACCCGAAGGCCCAUUGGUUAUGUGCAAAUAUUUGCCUAAGGAGUUUAUAGAAUGCGAAGAACCAAUUGAUCAUAAAGGAAACAAAACUGCCAAAGAUGAAGCCGGCUUUGGAUGUGUCAAGUUUGGAGGCUCCCGCUACGAAGAUGUGGAAAAAACAGAAGUGUCUUGUACAGUUUUGCCGGAUAUAGAAUGCUUUGGACCAAGAACAUUCUUUAAAGAAGGUGUUCCCUGUAUCAGAUACAGUGGACAUUAUUUUGCCACCACAUUGCUCUACAGUAUUUUGCUCGGUUUUCUGGGGAUGGAUCGUUUUUGUCUUGGACAGACAGGAACAGCAGUAGGGAAAUUAUUAUCGCUGGGCGGUUUGGGAGUUUGGUGGAUAGUUGACAUGAUAUUGCUGGUGACAAAUUCUCUCCAGCCUGAAGAUGGCAGCAAUUGGAAUCCUUAUGUAUGAAGAUUGAGGAUAAAACAUCAAAGCAAGGCUGUAUUUAUACCUAAGUAUUGUAAAUAUGUACAAAACUGAAAUCACGUCAUUGUCACAAUUGAUGUGAUUUGUAAAACUCAAUUGUUAUUUAAUGUGAAAAAAAUAAAACUUAAAAGCCGUUAUGGAGCUAAAAGGGGGAUAGAGUGACAAAUGUACUAAUUUUCAAUGAGGUAUUUUUUAUUGAUUUUAGUAAUUCACGAAAUCCGGUUUUAUUACGUUGAACAACGUAAGUUUAAAACUUCACUUCACUUGAUCACAUUCAUUGAAGCUCGAAUCGCGACGCAUAAGCGAAAAUAAAAUUAUAUAAAUGAAACAUUUUUCAUCGUUGUGCUUAUCAGAGAUUGUAAAAUUGUAGAUGAUGGAUCUUUUCAAUCGAUUAAUUCAAAGGAUCGGAAAAAGCUCUUUUCAAAAGAAAUUGAAUAUAUUUCAACUCUGGGAAAAUAAUUUAAUGACAAUAAAAUGGUAUCCAGAUUCCACAUGAUAAAUCAUAGAUUAUACAAGCGGUAAAAAGUUUCAUAGUCGCGAUUGGUAUCCAAUUAAUUUAUAUUGUAUACAGUUGUGAGUUGCACCGAAUUCGUAUCAUAAUUCGUAAUCGUCCGGAUGAUACAGUUCACUCAGCAAUCGAUAAAUGUACGAUGGUGCGUUCCCACCUCUGAAAAAUAAAUGAAAAUAAAAUAAGCAUAAUUUUCGAAAAGAA
This is a messenger RNA of Venturia canescens, 1484 nucleotides long. RefSeq names its product amaretto (gene amrt). The coding region runs from base 200 to 757 and encodes 185 amino acids. The transcript has 3 exons. The record is from RefSeq and is a predicted model, not a curated record. Lineage: Eukaryota; Metazoa; Arthropoda; Insecta; Hymenoptera; Ichneumonidae.